This is a messenger RNA of Phytophthora sojae, 3657 nucleotides long. RefSeq lists its product as hypothetical. NCBI's taxonomy places the organism in Eukaryota, Oomycota, Peronosporomycetes, Peronosporales, Peronosporaceae. Gene Ontology annotation, molecular function: mRNA binding; protein binding; translation initiation factor activity. The annotation marks the transcript as partial. The record is from RefSeq and is a predicted model, not a curated record. Gene Ontology annotation, cellular component: eukaryotic translation initiation factor 4F complex. The transcript has 15 exons.
GGCGACGCCACAAGCCCCGGCGCCAAGAGCAGCCACCGCUCGGUGCAGGUGGUGACCGACGCUGCUGCAGCCAAUGGGGACAAGGCAGAUGCGGCCCCCGCGGCUCCGUUUAGGUCGUCGCUGCGCUCGUCACUGCAGGAUUCGCUGCAGAAGGACGCGCCGCCCAAGCGCAACGAGCGCUCGGUGCGCGUGGAGAGCGACAAGAAGGGCGGCAAGGAGCGGCCCAAGAGCGGGAGUCAUGCGCCGCAGCAGCACAAGAAGGAGGAGCUGCAGGUGCAGACGAAGGGUCCGCGACAGGUCAUUUCGCUGUCCUCGCCCUCGCCGCAGAAGGGCGCGGGCAAGACGAAGCACUUCAACAGCACUGACAGUGUGUCCUCGCAACGCUCGGACCGCAGUGACAGGAGCUAUCGCAGCGAGCGCUACAGCGAGGAGUACAGGUCGAGCCUUCACGAUGGACCCCAGCCUCUGCGUAGGCUCUCAAGUGGAUCAGCUACGCAGGCGCCAUUUAAAUCGUCGCUGGCGGGGUCGAUGUCGAGUACGAAGAGCUCUCAGGACGUUCGCUUUCAAAAGGAACGCCCGUUGUCGGGAUCUAUUGGGCGCUCGUUCGGGAGGCCUGCGCAAGAUCCAGCGUCACAACGAUCGUCGCUGGAUGGUGGGGCUUCAUCCCUGCGUAGGCCACAGAAGUCUACUGGAGGUCAAGAAAAGGAGGAGACGGCCGUGAAGGCACCGCCAGCACCCGCUGUUGUUGACGAGGCGGAGCGCAAACGCCUUGCCGACAAGCUCAGAGAGCGGAUGGAGGCACGACAGAAAGAGCGCGGUGGCAGUUUGGCGCAGAUGAUGAAGGCGCCGUUGGAUCGCAAGGGCUCAAUGGAGGACGAGCGGCGCAAAAGCCCGCUCGCUGCAAGGAAGGAGCUCGAAAAUGACGGCUCAAGCGCUGAAAAGGAUGCGAGAACCCGCGAGCCAGCCCGGACGCUCAAGUCGUCGUUGACAGCAUCGCUUGCGCCGUCUCGACCAGUUGUCGCACGUGCCAAGAAGCCGACGUACUCGCUUGCGGAGCUCAGGAGGCCAGGCCGAGGCGGCCGUGGUGGUGGUCGCGGCGGCCGUGGAGGUGGUGGCCGUGGAGGUGGCCGACCGCCCCCGCCUCCGCUGUAUGAUGGCCCUAUUGAACCUCUGACAGUGUCUGAAAACCGCUGGAAGCCCACGAAGGAGAAGGAGGUUUCUCCUCUCGAGAAAACUCUGAACUAUGUAAAGAGUCUGCUGAACAAGCUUACGAGGGAAAAGUUUGCGAAGUUGACAAAUGAGCUCUGCGCAGUUGAGAUCGACAGCUUUGUGUUGUUGAGUUCGAUUGUUUCAACGAUCAUGGACAAGGCCUUGGAAGAGCCCAACUUCGCCGACGUGUAUGCCGAUUUGUGCAAGGAAUUCCACUUGCGGACGACUAAGAAAAGUUGGAGCUUUCUGAGUGUGCUGAGUGAUGAAAACGACUCAUUCUACUGGACAGCGAUCGACAAGGCAACGUUCCCUUCGUUUGCUGGCCCUUUUGAUAGCCCGCACAACUGCCUCGAGGAUGUUGAACUAGCUGAAAGCACAGCGACUUCUACGUGUGAAAGUGCAUCUAUUCCUUCUGUGCAAUUCCGUCGUCAUGGCGACUAUUUGGUUGCUGUGGGUGAAAAGGAGGCAGGGGUUUUCUAUUACUCAAAGCGGAAAAUCAACGAUAUCGGCGGAGAUGAGCCGUUCGGCGGGCCUUUCGAGUCAGCCGAGCUUGCGCGCCACGCAGCCGCAACUCAGAUCACAUUUACCCGGCUGCUUGUCUACCGUUGCCAAGGCGAAUUUGAGAAGACGGAAGAAAAGAAGGAAGAAGAAGAAGUUGAUCCUCGACGCCGUGAAAUCCUUGCGAUGCGUGCGAAGGCCAAGAUGCUGGGUAACAUCCGCUUUAUCGGUGAGCUGUACAAGGUGGAUCUGAUCAAGCAAUCCGGAGUCCAAGGCUGCAUCUUUUAUUUGCUCGGAUUGGAACUUAUCCCCGGAGAGGAUGGACAGGAACACCAGGCUCAAGCCGUGCGUUUCCCCGAUGAGCAAGACCUGGAAGCACUGUGCAAAAUGCUGGCCACGGCCGGCAAGAAGUUCGACCAGCCGAAGACAAAGACGAUUAUGAAAAUCAUCAUUUUGCGUAUGGUGGAGCUGUCGGACGACACGAGACUACCGUCGCGGGCUCGGUUCCUCGUGAAGGAUGUUCUUGAAACGAGAGACCACAUGUGGGAGCCUCGUCGCAAGGAACUGCAACAGAAAACGCUGGAAGAGGUUCGCAGGGAGGCUCAAAAGCUGCAGCAGCAAGGCAAGAAUGCGCAGCACGAUGACGUCCAACGCCGUCGCCACAAGACGCGGAUCUCGAGCGCGCAGCUUGCAAAGCAGAGCAGCAACCUCAUUGUGGCUAAGAAAGAGGAGCCGGAGGAGCCCGAGCAUGAUGAGGCGGAAGAACUGUCGCCCGCGCAAAUGUCGAGCCGCAUCAAGAACAUCAUCCAGGAGUACAUCUCCAUCCUGGACCUGGACGAAGCCACCACGUGCGUCCAAGAGUUGGCCGUGGACCCGUACCAUGUCGAGUUCGCCGAGCAAGCGAUCAACACGGCGCUGGAAGGUAAGACCAGCGAGCGCGAGCACGCCGUUGAGCUGCUUGUGGGGCUGUACGAGCGCGGUGCACUGGACGCCAACUCAAUUCAGGCCGCACUGACCAACGUCAUGGAGUUCCUCGAGGACAUGCGCAUCGAUUUGCCGCUGAUUCAUCAAUACUCGGCUUUGAUCUUCGGUCGAUUGGUGGCUGCGGGUUGCUUUGGUCUCUCGUGGAUCAUUUCCGAAGCUCUGGCCCAUUGCGUGGAGUGCAAGCUUACGUCGCUGGUGUUCCCCGAGGUGCUGUCCGUGCUGGAAAUGGAGAGCGACGAGCGGACGGUGAUCCGAAUGCUGACGGAUGAGGAGAUCACACCGGAGAGUGUGCUGCCUGCUGCAGUGAGGGCGAACGAGGCUGAGGUGGAAGCGUACCUCCGUGAGAACGGCAUCGAGGACUUCUUUGGCGGUGGAGACAGCGACGAGGAGGACGAGCUGGAUCAGGAGACCGCCGGCAAGAUGCGCAGCACUUUGGAGGAGUAUCUCUCGGUCAAGGACUUCAACGAGGUGGUGCAGUGCAUCGAGGAGCUCGAAGCCGUCCCUGAUCGCUGGCGGCACUUUGUACACAUCAUGCUGGCGUUCAGCCUCGAGGCGAAGCAGUCUGUGCGCGCUGACGUGGCUGAGCUGCUGGUCCAGCUCUGCACCGGUGAGAAGAUCGCAUCGGAAGACAUCGAGGCCGCUAUAGAGACCAUCCUAGACGACUACGACGACCUGCGCGUCGACAUUCCGCAGCUCGCCGUCAACCUGAGCGAGCUGUGGACUCCACUGUUUGUGAAGCAGGCUCUCUCGGUGCACUGGCUGAGUGAGGCGUGUUCGCACGUGGCCGAGAGCGGCCGUGCAGCAGACGUACUCGAUGCACUGCUCAGGAACUUCGAGACGCGCGAGGGACAAGAGGCUUUGGUGGCUUGGUGGAAGAAGCAGGAGGACGUCGACGCAGUGUGGGCGCAGAUGUCGCCCGCGGCAGAAGACGAGCGACUGAUUAAGUGGAAGUCGCAGCUGCAAUGA